Ricinus communis (castor bean) is the source of this 908-nucleotide messenger RNA. Its product is annotated as COP9 signalosome complex subunit 8. The coding region runs from base 94 to 687 and encodes 197 amino acids. Gene Ontology annotation, biological process: COP9 signalosome assembly; protein deneddylation. Gene Ontology annotation, cellular component: COP9 signalosome. NCBI's taxonomy places the organism in Eukaryota, Viridiplantae, Streptophyta, Magnoliopsida, Malpighiales, Euphorbiaceae. The transcript is spliced from 5 exons. The record is from RefSeq and is a predicted model, not a curated record.
UUAUGCUAAUUUAUUAGUUUCACAGACUCGUAAAAUUUAUGUUCUGAGUUUUUCGGAAGAAAAAGGAAAGCAGCAAGCGAAAGCAAAGGAGCCAUGGAUUUCACUCCUCUAACUGAUGCAUUGGCCUCCAAAUCCUACGAUACAAUUUCUGAUAUCUGCGACCAACUCAUGCUCAAGUUCGCAGCAGAGGGACUUCCGUUUCAGGACGAGUGGCCUUAUUCCAUUCAUCUUCUAGGCCACAUUUAUGUUAAUGAUAUUAACAGUGCUCGGUUCCUGUGGAAAUCAAUUCCUUCAGCUGUUAAAGAAAAUCAACCUGAAGUGGUUGCAACCUGGAGAAUUGGUCAGAGAUUAUGGACACGUGAUUAUGCUGGUGUCCAUGAGGCUCUUCGUGGUUUUGAUUGGAGUCAAGAAACUCGGGUUCUUGUUGCUGCAUUCUCAGAACUCUACACCAAGAGGAUGUUCCAGUUAUUGUUAUCAGCUUAUUCAACGAUAAGCAUCCAAGAUGCUGCUCUUUAUUUGGGAAUGACUGAGGAUGAUGCUGCAAACUAUGUGCUGCAGCAAGGUUGGAUUGUUGAUCCUGCUUCUCAAAUGAUAACUGUGAAGAAGCAGCCGAUUGUGACAGAGCAGAAACUGGAUUCCAGUAAACUGCAGUGGUUGACAGAAUACGUAUUCCACCUUGAGCAUUAAUUAUACAUUAAAAUGGAACAUACGGGUGUUAAUUUAGGUUGCUAGAUAAAAUGAGUAAUUGCUCGGAAGACGUUCAGAACAUGGAUGUGCAGCAAGGAAUCAUAGUUGUUUUGUUUCUUUCUUUUCUUUUUUCCCUUUCUUGGAUGCUUGCUGGAGCUGUCUGCCUUGGUAGAUGGAUUUCACCGGUCUUGAAACAAAUAUUAAUCUUUUUCAGUGGAUAA